Molecule: messenger RNA, 2303 nt
Organism: Camelina sativa (false flax)
Lineage: Eukaryota; Viridiplantae; Streptophyta; Magnoliopsida; Brassicales; Brassicaceae
Biological process (GO): cold acclimation
Cellular component (GO): cytosol
Source: RefSeq, a predicted model, not a curated record
AAAACAGAUCGAUAUAAGAAUCAUCCGAGAUAAUAACAAAAACGAAAUCAGGAAUAAUCAAGUCUUUCAUCUUCAAAGCAAAACUGUUUCGUUCGUAAGUUUUAGAAUGGCGUCAGAGCAAGCAAGGAGGGAGAACAAGGUAACGGAGAGAGAAGUUAAGGUGGAGAAAGACAGAGUCCCGAAGAUGACGAGUCAUUUCGAGUCCAUGGCCGAACAAGGCAAAGAUUCCGAUACGCAUAAGCAUCAAACAGAAGGUGGUGGUACUGAGACACAGUUCGUGUCACUCUCAGACAAGGGGAGUAACAUGCCGGUUUCUGAUGAAGGAGAAGGGGAUACAAAGAUGAAGAGGACUCAAAUGCCUCACUCCGUUGGGAAAUUCGUGAUGAGCAGUGAAUCUGGGACGGGGAAGAAGGAUGAGAAGAAGGAGCAUGAGAAGGCGUCUCUAGAGGAUAUUCGUGGACAUAGAGCCAAUGCUCAGCAGAAGUCAAUGGAUACGAUACGAGCAGCAGAGGAACGGUAUAACAAGGCUAAGGAAGGUUUGAGCCAUGGUGGGCAAGAAGCUCGUAGCAGAGGAGGUCAUGAAAUGGAGGGAAAAGGGAGGGACAGUGGUGUCCAUGUUUCUCACUUUAAGCCUGUUGGUGGUGGUGGAGGAGCUGCAGCUGUCUUCGGCCAUGAAGCUCGUGGCAGAGCAGGAGAAGAAAAAGAGAGUGGUGUCCAUGGUUUUCAUGGGGAGAAAGCACGCCAUGCUCAGCUUUUGGCUACCGGAGGUGAGGAGAUGAAAGAGCGUGAACGUCAAGAAUCAACCGGUGGUGGUGGUCGGAGUGCAACAGGUACAGUGGCUGAGAAAGGACGGCAAGCUAAAGAAAGUGUUGGACAAGGUGCUCAGAAAACGGGAAGCGCUGCAAGUGAGAAAACUCAGAGAGCUUCCAGUUACGUGACGGAGAAAGGAAGGGAAACUGGACAAGUGGCGGCUCAGAAAGGACAGGAGGCAAAGGAACAAGCUGUGAGAGCUAAAGAUUACACUAUGGAGAAAGCUGGUGAAGCUAAAGAUACGGCGGCUGAGAAAGCUCGGAGAGCUUCAGAGUAUGCGACAGAGAAAGGAAGGGAAACGGGAAACACGGCGGCUGAACAGGCUGCCAGAGCAAAAGACUACACUCUGCAGAAAGCAGUUGAAGCUAAAGACAUUGCGGCUGAGAACGCUCAGAAAGCUUCCGAGUACGUGACAGAGAAAGGGAAAGUAGCUGGGAACGUUGCAUCUCAAAAAGGACAAGAGGCGGCUUCAAUGACAGCUAAAGCAAAAGAUUACACUGUUCAGAAAGCCGGUGAAGCGGCUGGGUACGUAAAAGAAGCAACGGUGGAAGGAGGAAAAGGAGCGGCACAUUACGCCGGAGUGGCAGCUGAGAAAGCGGCUACGGUUGGCUGGACAGCGGCACAUUUCACCACAGAGAAAGUGGUGCAAGGAACAAAAGCGGUAGCUGGUACAGUGGAAGGAGUGGUGGGGUACGCAGGGCAUAAAGCGGUGGAAGUAGGAUCUAAGGCAGUGGAUUUGACUAAGGAAAAAGCUGCGGUGGCUGCUGAUACGGUGGUUGGGUAUACGGCAAAGAAGAAAGAAGAAGCUCAACACAGAGACCAAGAGAUGCACCAGGGAGGUGAGGAAGAGAAGCGACCAGGGUUUGUCAAAGAAGCAAGGAGAGGCUUUGGAGAAGAGUACGGAGAAGAAAGAGGGAGUGAGAAAGAUGUAUACGGUUAUGGAUCAAAAGGAAUGUCCGGAGAAGCGAGGAGAGAUGUUGGGGAGGAGUACGGAGGAGAAAGAAGGACUGAGAAAGAUGUCUUCGGAUAUGGAACAAAAGGAAUGGUCGGAGAAGCGAGGAGAGAUGUCGGAGAGGAAUACGGAGGAGGAAGAGGCAGUGAGAGAUAUGUCCAAGAAGGAGGAGUUGGGGCGGGAGGAGUGCUUGGGGCAAUCGGCGAGACUAUAGCUGAGAUUGCGCAAACGACUAAGAACAUUGUGAUUGGAGAUGAGCCUGUGAGGACGCAUGAACCUGGAGCUACUGAUCCUGAGUAUGUGAUGAGACAGCAACAUGGACAACGUUGAUGGAGAAAUGUUUUAGGGGUUUUUUGCUUUCUUUAAAGAGGGUCUUUUGUUUUUAUGUAUAUGAAUAAAGCUCUGUUUCAAAGAGUUUUAUGGUAAAUAACAAAAAAGCUCCCUUUCUGUUUGAAAGGUUUGAAGAAUAUGUUAGUUGUUGGUUCCUUCUGUACUAAGCUUGAUCCUACUCUUGAAUACUAAGUUGGUAAACUUUUAACAU